This is a messenger RNA of Durio zibethinus, 843 nucleotides long. RefSeq lists its product as uncharacterized. NCBI's taxonomy places the organism in Eukaryota, Viridiplantae, Streptophyta, Magnoliopsida, Malvales, Malvaceae. The record is from RefSeq and is a predicted model, not a curated record.
AGAUCUUGCUGUCGAAGGAAGCGAACACUUGGACAAUUUCCUCGUUGCCUGCUUGCCCUGUCUUCAACCACCAUUCCUUGUUACCAAAAACCACCGCUUAGAUUGAAAUAUAUCUGUCUAAACACAGAAAAAUUGAACAGGAAACAAGAAAGAGAGACAUGGGUUCUUUCUUAAUCCAAAGAUUCAUUGGGUCACCAAAAAUUUUCUUCCUUUUUCUUCUCGUUUCACAAUCUUUUGCCUCAGAAACAAUUUCUCUUGAAACCAUGAAGUCAACAGCCUAUGAUGUUCUCAAAGACUUCAACUUUCCAAUUGGUCUUCUUCCGAAAGGCGUUCUUGACUAUGAUCUUGACUUUUCAUCGGGAAAGUUCUCAGCUUCUUUCAAUGGUAGUUGUAGCUUCUCUAUUGAAGGGUCUUACCAAUUGAAAUACGCGAAUGCCAUUAAAGGGUACAUAUCGAAGGGCAAAAUUGCAAGCUUGGAAGGUGUUAGUGUGAAGCUUCUCUUCAUGUGGGUUAAUAUUGUUGAGGUCUCAAGGAGAGGAGAUGAUCUUGAAUUUUCUGUAGGGAUUGCCGCUGCUGGUUUUUCAAUUGAUAAUUUUGAAGAGUCUCCUCAAUGUGGAUGUGGGUUUAAUUGCAAUCAUCUGCAAGUAAGAAAGAUUAGGAAAAACCCUUUUGUUUCUUCUUAUUAGAAGAAGUUUGAAUGAGAGAAUUUUAGUAUUGAAGUCAUGAGUUAACUUUGAUUCUGAUCAAUGGAAUGGAUUGUGGUUAUUCUGGUAAAUGGAUAAUUUGUUUGUACUAGAAUUAUUUGUUGGAUACAUUUCUUUUAUGGUUGCUUAUUGCUUGAAA